Molecule: messenger RNA, 3667 nt
Organism: Schistocerca nitens (vagrant locust)
Lineage: Eukaryota; Metazoa; Arthropoda; Insecta; Orthoptera; Acrididae
Product: putative zinc finger protein 833
Exons: 8
Coding region: 218-1786 (522 amino acids)
Biological process (GO): regulation of transcription by RNA polymerase II
Molecular function (GO): DNA-binding transcription factor activity, RNA polymerase II-specific; RNA polymerase II cis-regulatory region sequence-specific DNA binding
Source: RefSeq, a predicted model, not a curated record
UCGUCUCAAACGGUUCAUUUUGUCGUUUUAGCUCAUAACAUUUCUUUCCCUCAUGAAUUUCAGUACGGAUGUAUACAUAGGAAAUGUAAAUAAUUUGAAAGCUCGCUAUAACGCUUCAUAUUUGAGCCAUGUGAUGUCUCUGACGUCACUGGCUAGCAAGCUGUUCCGUGAAGCUCACUGACAGUGGUAUCUUGUUUUGGAAUUUACGUUUCGAAAAAUGGGUUACAAAUGGUGUAUGGUAUCAAAGUGUACAAAUACCUCUAUAAAAAAUCCUGAAAAAUUGUUUUUGUGUGUUCCAAAGAAUGAGAAGAUGCGUAAAAUAUGGUUGCAACUCGCUCGUAGAGAUCCAAAUGAGAUAGCGGUCUCGACGUGUGUUUAUUUCUGUGAGGAUCAUUUUGAUCUAGAGAGGGAUAUUGAAAACUUCUACCAGUACAGAUUGGGCUUCAGUAAAAAAUUACUUUUGGUGAAAGGAGUUUUGCCAUCGAAAUUACACUGCCAACAAAAUCGCAGCAAAAGAUUCAGUGAUUGUAGUACAUCCAGAAGACAAAAAAAUUGCUUUAUUCGAGAAUGUGAAGCAACAGCUCAGUCAAGUCCAGAAAAUGUGAUUGCUACCAGUAACGAAAGUGUUGGUAUUUUUGAGAUGCAAAAUGAAUCCUGUAAUGAAAUAACAGCAGAACAUUCUGCAGCGGCUAAUAAAUGUAUAGGCCUACAGAUAAAUUUGGAACCUUAUUGUAGAAGCAAGUCAGUACCGUGCCUUUCGGGGAAACGACCGUCUUUACUUUCCAUUCCACUAAAGGCAUCUACAGGAGAGGAAGCGGCACACGCACUGUCUGGCGAGAUAGAAAUCAAAGAGGAACCAAUAUUGACUGAACCCUAUCAGCAAUCACUGGAAGAAAUUGAACAGAUCUUCAUAAAAGAAGAGAACAUUAAAUUGGAAAUUCCUGAAGAUCUCGAGGCAUGUGAUCCACUGCAGUUGGAGGAAGAAGAACUCAAAACUGAAGCAGAAUCAACAGGUCAUGGCAGUGAACCAGAAAGUGUCUUCCCCAGUGGCAUGGAGGACGACAACAGAACUGGUGGCGGUGGCAGUCUGUAUACACAGUUUGGCCUGCCUACAGGAAUGGGCAACACCACAGAGUGCACCAUCGAGAAGGAUACAUUCUGUGAGGUAAAAAACAGGGGAAGUCACGACACUCCGCAUUCCUGCAGAGUGUGUCCCAAAACAUUCAGAACUAGUCUUGGCUUGAAGACACACUCUCGGUCGCACAAGGGAGAACGUCCCUAUAAAUGUGAAGUGUGCCACAAGGUAUUCAAGUUUCGCAGCAAAUUGAGGAAACACUCGCAAGUGCACACAGGGGAACGUCCAUACACUUGUGGUGUGUGCAAUAAGGCAUUCACAGAAAAGUGCCACCUCAAGAGCCACUCGCGACAGCACACGGGGGAACGACCAUACGAGUGCAGUCUAUGUCAAAAGAAAUUCUUGUAUAGCUCCAGCUUGAACAUCCAUUUACGUCUGCAUACUGGAGAGCGGCCGUUCGCCUGUAGCGUCUGCCCUAAGACAUUCACGCAAAGUUCUGUGCUGAGGAAUCACUUGCGAAUGCACACAGGGGAGAGGCCGUACAGUUGUAAAAUUUGUCAUAAGAAAUUCUCGCAAGAAAGCAGUUUGAAGAAUCAUAUUAAUGUCCACACAGGCACACGCCCAUACAGUUGUGAUUUGUGUCAGAAGAGCUUCAAGAGCAGAGGCAGCCUCUGGAACCACUCGGUAGUACACAGUGCCGAACGUUCAUAAACUGUGACGUCUGUCUGAAGACCUUCAAACAAACGUGAAGUCAAAUGAGACACCCGCAGCUGCACUCCAGCUAACGCCCUUUCUGCUGUGACGUGUGUCAUAAGUGAUUUAAUACGAGGCAUGAAACUGAAAGCCACACUGAAUCUCACGUCAUGCGUGGUGAAAGAACUCCUGAAGUAUGCACCUUUAUUAUAAAGCUUUGGCAAAAAUGGCUUUUACUCUCCGUUAACGAUAGCGCUACACUGAUUUGCCUUUUUUUGCUUUAGACAGCUGAGGGAAAACUGCCUUAAACAGAAUGGAUAUUACGAACUCAAGGCAAGAGUUGGUCAAGAACGUGGAAUAAUGUAGUGCCGCGGCAUGCUUCUGAUUCUCUUUCCAUCUGUUAAGCUAUUAGACCAAUGCGCGAAACCUAAGGACGAAAAUAGAUUUCCCAUGAUGUGUCACUGCCAAGUAACAUGGAAAGAACACCUGUUGUAUUGUACAUUAAGUAACUGAAAGAAAUACGCGACAAGAUGAACAAAGGAGACACGUGUAUUCGAAGAUAACGCGAGGGGCGUUCAGUAAGUAAUGUAACACAUUUUUUUCUCGGCCACUUUCGGUUCCAAAAAUGUGGAAUUUGUUGUGAGACAUUGUGGAAUAUUCACUCUGCAACCCCUACAGUUCCAUGCAGUUCCGAUAGCUGGCAGCACUGUAAGGUGGGCAUAUCAUCUUGAUUUUUGUGAGUUAUCGAUGUGCAUGUCACAGACAGAGAGAGAUAGAGAGAGAGAGAGAGAGAGAGAGCGAGAGCAAGUUGUGUUGCAGUUAAUUUUCGCUCGUGCUAUGACACAGUCUUUGCCACCGCGCAGUCUGGUAAGUUCUUACUGAAGUAUGGUAGGUGACGGAUGUAUUCAGAAGUGCUGUGUUGACUUGUGAUUCUAUCUGUUGCGAGAAAGAUUUAUUGUAAGGGACAGGAGAGAUGAAUUGAAUGAAUGAUAUAUUGAAAGGCGAGAAGAAUAUAAAGUCUGAGGUGGGUUUUUUUUUUUUUUUUUUUUUUUUUUUGAGAAGUAGCUUGAGGUAAGACAGCAGCACUGCGCAUCUACUUAGUCGGAAUGAUUGUCAGCUCGUUAACUUUGUUCGCUUUCUCAGAGCUAAGGAAAGACCACCCCACUUCCCUCAAUCAUGCAUUUACAUAACUGAUAAAGCUGUUUGAUUUUUAUGGAAAUUCUCUGUUAAUAAAAUACUUUUUUUAAAUCAUUGAUCACUUUGUUAAGCAUAGUAUUCUUCAGACCAGUUUUAUAUAUGUAAAGAUCACGCAAAAUUUUACCCUUGUCCUUUUGGAUACAUAUUUCAUUCUAAAAUCGUUGUCUUGGAAUAUUAUUUUAUAGGAUUAGUUACUCUCCCCAUCCCUCUGUUUAAAGAAGGGCUACCAUUGUGUUACACCAUGUGGUAUGCAACAGUUUGAAUAUUGUGUGGAAAUUUUAUUUAAAAAUAGAAAUCUAGCUUAGCCGCUGCCUGCUUGCUGUUUGUUAUUGUGCUUUCGAGAAAUCUGCAACAAUGUCAAGAUGCGAGGUAAGUGGAAAUUUUGAUUAGGGCCAGGUAAUUGUUUAACUUCAGUUGCGCAUUUAAUGAAGGCCAGUUACAGUUCAACUUAAUUACGUUCAGUUAAGUCGCAGGUUGGCAUACGAGUUUAAGUUGGAUAACAGUUCGUGGGUACAUACACUCAUGGUCAGAAAAGAAACAGAACACCUUGAACAAUUAGUGAUGGGACAUACAUACUUACAGGACCUGUAUGUUAGUAUGACUACAGAAAUGAUUAGCUUUUGAACCAUGUUGGCCUGAAUGUUGAAGGUGGACAUUGAUAUUGUGACACAACACCACCUAUCGGUAAAAUGUGCCUGUGGC